Messenger RNA from Triplophysa dalaica, 1909 nucleotides. It is a transcript of the gene sat1a.1, whose product is annotated as spermidine/spermine N1-acetyltransferase 1a, duplicate 1. The transcript has 6 exons. Gene Ontology annotation, molecular function: N-acetyltransferase activity. Lineage: Eukaryota; Metazoa; Chordata; Actinopteri; Cypriniformes; Nemacheilidae. The record is from RefSeq and is a predicted model, not a curated record. The coding region runs from base 263 to 772 and encodes 169 amino acids.
AUACGGACACAAACAGAAUUGCAGCGGGAGUGGCCUGUGUGUUUAUGCGCAUUCAGAGCAUCAAUAAAAGGCGGAAAGCUCCGAGCUUUGAGCACAGCUGUCUUCAUCACACCAAACCCUGGAUGCCUUUUCUAGCAGGAGAGAUCCAACCUCAGACCUGUAGCUAAGGGUGAGCCUCUGAGACGCGGAUGAAGAAACAAAUCUUACUACUUUUCACAUUCCGAGGACAAGUAAGAAAAGGGAAGAAGAGUAAAAGAAGAAAAUGUUUAUAUUACGGAAAGCCGAGCCCAAAGACGUGUCUGAUAUACUGCGACUCAUAAAGGAACUGGCAAAAUAUGAAGAAAUGGAGAGUCAAGUUCUUCUAACUGAAGAAGACCUCCUGGAGGACGGCUUCGGAGAUCACCCAUUUUAUCACUGUAUAGUGGCCCAUGUGCCCAAAGAGCAUCAGAGUGCUGAUGGUCAUGUGAUCAUUGGGUUUGCCAUGUAUUAUUUCACCUAUGACCCCUGGAUUGGCAAAUUGCUCUAUCUGGAAGACUUCUAUGUCAUGAAGGAAUACAGAGGUUUCGGAAUUGGCUCUGAAAUCCUGAAGAAACUGAGUAAUACGGCCGUGAGGACGCGCUGUAGUAGUAUGCACUUCAUCGUGGCGGAGUGGAACAAACCAUCUAUCGAGUUCUACAAGCGGCGUGGGGCUUCAGACCUCUCCCUGGAAGAAGGAUGGAGGCUCUUCAAGAUUGACAAACAAAACCUGAUGAAGAUGACGGAUGAGGAGUGAACGUGAGGUUGGGAGGAUGCAGUUUCUAGAUGAAGCUUAUGUCCCUGAGACUGCUGGCGAAUUCAUCUCUAGUAUUAUAUCCAUGAUCAGCCCCUUCUUUAUUGUGUCCACUAAAGUGAACAGAUUUUUGACCAUUCAGAAUGAUACAUCCAAGCUUUUUUUUUACUCUAAAUCAGAAUGCCACAUGAUCUUUAACUUUAUAAGGAAAACGUUAAAUGUUUAAAGAGUUGUUUGUGUCUUCACGAUGUAUGGUAACUUGAUUGUCUGUUAUGAUUGCACUUGCUCCAGACACACAAUAUGAGAUCUCAUCCUGUUUACCUUCUGUCGAAGCCAAAACUAAAUUAAACUGCUGGUGUCUGUAAAUGUUGAGUGAAAUAAACUGAGUGAUAGUGACCGGAACAGGAAAAGAUGAUUUGCAGUUUUUAGCCACUGUGUAAAACAAUCCUACACCCCAAACCCAACAGAAAGACCGUUUCCGUCAGGCUGUGAAGCCUUUGUCUGAUCUAAGGAAACAUAACUGUUAAAAAAACAUUGUCUUCCUGUCUUACGGACGUAUUCAUAUGGAGACAUUCUUUACUGCAGCCCUAACAUUUUUAACUGUAAAUGACAAUCGUCAUGUUAUAUUUCCAGAUAUUAAAGGAUAUUCACCCCUUAAUUAAUUUCUUCACUUACCCGCAUGUCACAUCAAACCUGAAAGGUUUUCUUUUGCAGAACAUAAAAAAGGAUGUGAAACCAUUGAGUGCCAUAGAGACAGAACCAUGAGACAUUUCUCAAGAUAUAUUCAAUUGUCUUCCCAGAAGAACUUACAGGUUUUAAACAUGAGAGUGAAUAAAUCAGUUUUUACAUGAAAACAUGCUGUGAUGGGGAUGAAGGUUCUGGUAAUCACUCAGAAUCAGUGUCGUCAUAAGAAACUUCCUCCUAUUGGUCUCCCGUAAAGAAUUCCAGCGGAUAUGAAUGAGUGAGUGCUGAAUGUAUCCCAUUCAAAACAACAGGCCAGAUAAAGAUUCUUGUGCCAUUAAUCAUUAAAAAGUCAAAUACAUAGAUAGUUUGUGAUGUAGAGGAUCUCUUUGCAGGAAGGAUAAAUCUUUUCAAAUGUAUCUAAAGUAUUUCCAAUGCUUAAUAAAUGAUAAAAAGCUC